Messenger RNA from Acanthocheilonema viteae, 1880 nucleotides. NCBI's taxonomy places the organism in Eukaryota, Metazoa, Nematoda, Chromadorea, Rhabditida, Onchocercidae. The record is from the annotation of a GenBank genome assembly.
AUGUCUCGACAUCGUAAUAUCCGUAAUAUGAAGUAUGAUGAAGAGCGAUAUGAUGAAGAUGAUGAAGAAUUUCACCGAUACAGCAUCUCAACGGACGAUGAAGCAGUUUCAUCGGGUGCAGCUUUGUUUGCUUUUUAUCAUUGGACUAAUUAUCAAGAAUUGAAUAGUAAGCUUAGUCGUAUGUCUCGUAGUGAAACUCUUUACUUGUUACUUACUUCAUUAAAACUUAAUGAUCUCACUUUACUUGUUUAAGAAUAUAUAUAUAAACGGACGCAUACGAACUCUUUCAAUAAUAACAAGGCCGGCUUUAGCAUCGCAGAUUUUAUCGCAGAAGAAGGCCUUCCGGAACUGGUUGAUGAUGUUAUGGAUGAUUCUGGAGAUAGUUGCACUGCCAAAAUACAUGUUCAGAGAGCUCGACAAGAUGAGUUAGCAGAAAAUAAUGCGUCAAGGGAUCAUCAAGCAGUUAGAAGUAGGGAUAAGGAGAUUCGAAUUUGCGAGCAGGUAAUAAAUCAAGAGUCCAAGAAAGCAAGAACGAAUGGCAAUAGUGAAUACUUGCCAGAAAUAUCACAAAUGGAGAAUUUGCAACUGUCAGAAGGCAUGGAAAGGGACACGCGUGAGAAAAAAUUUUCGAAUCAAGUACUAAAAGCGAGUGCUAGCAACAGGAGACUAACUGCUCUUGAUGCUGCAUUAAAUGCUGUUGUACAGUCCCCUAGAGCGAAACAACCUUUUCAAGAAAAUAAACCGAUUGUUAAUGUGGUCAUUGUUGGUCAUGUAGAUGCUGGUAAAAGUACGCUAAUGGGACAUCUUCUAUAUCAAGUGGGUAAUGUCGAUGAGCGAACUAUGCAUAGGUACAAACAAGAAUCAGCUAAGACUGGCAAAUCAUCCUUUGCAUAUGCUUGGAUUCUUGAUGAUACACUGGAAGAGAGGCAACGAGGUGUAACAAUGGAUAUUGCUCGGACAACCUUCGAAACUGAACACCGAAAAAUCUUCAUUCUGGAUGCACCAGGUCACAAGGACUUUAUUCCCAACAUGAUUACAGGUGCUGCUGAAGCAGAUGCUGGUAUACUGGUUAUCAAUGCAACCUGCGGAGAAUUCGAGACUGGGUUCAGUCAAGGAGGCCAGACGAAGGAACAUGCAAUUUUACUUAGAUCAUUGGGAAUAAAUGAACUGUUAGUUGCCAUAAAUAAGAUGGACACGGUGAAUUGGUCUCAGCAACGGUACGAUGAACUUUGUGCAACUCUAAAAAUUUUUCUUAGAAAACAAGCUGCUUAUUCAACAAUUAAAUUUGUGCCGCUCUCCGGUUUGGAUGGAAUUAAUUUGACAAAAGUACCAUCUAAUGGCCAUCCUUUAUGCAACUGGUAUCAAGGACCAACAUUGUUGCAAUUAAUGGAUGAACUACAAGUCCCGGUACGGUCACAGGAUCGCCAUUUCCGAGCUGUUAUUAAUGAUAUAUACAAAGCCUCUACGUCAUCACUUUCAGUAAGCAUAAAAAUUGAAGCUGGUUUUAUAGAAAAUGAUGAGAAAGUGUACAUAAUGCCAAGCGCAGAUCCUGUAACUGUUAAAGGAAUAGUUGUGGAAACCAAUUCAAGGAAAGGUAGUGGCUUUGCUGGUGACCAGGCUACAGUAACUCUAAUACCCGUUUCAAAUAUUGAAUCUGAUUCUAUGAGUAUUGGAUACGUUCUUUGUCGUGGUGGACAGGAAUGUCUCAUUCCUGGAACGAAAUAUCUGGUGCGCAUUGUUGUUUUCGAUAUUAUUGUUCCAAUCAUGAAAGGCACGAAAGCUGAGCUUUUCGCACAUUCGUUGUGUGAGCCUUGCACUAUCACAAUGUUGAAAGCAGAACUGAAUAAGUCUACGGGCGAAAUAAUAAGGCAAAAACCUAG